AUGGCUGCUCAUGAGCGCCGGUUUCGGGUACUCCUGGCCAUCGCACUGUCGGCAGAUCUUUGCCGUUUGCUAGUUGGCUCCGUCCCUUUGGAAGGACCGACAGGACCUGGCGUCAAGAUGGGAUCACUGCGCUUUGACCCUCCGCAGCUGGACUUCAAAGAAGAGUUCACAUGCUUUCCACACCAGGAAAAGGUCCUUGUUUACUGCGACGGCUGUCACGAACUUCUUAGCGUGGAAGCUGUCGCUUCGGACACGGAGGACAUAAUUCCAGGCCUGACUCCGCGGAAGAAGAAGAAGGGAAAGGCCUCAGCCAUCGCCGCAUUGCACGUGUUGUUCAUAGCUCAUCAGCCGGGCGAAGUGCGUGGCCGCAUUGCAGUAUCAACCACUGCCGGUGUGAUCAACUACGAAGUGAAGGGCAGAGCUGUGGCGAACCCUUACCGAAUCGAAGCGAUCCAAAAUUCAAAAGUUAGUGGCGGAGAGGUGAUGCACCACCCUCUCUCGGUUUACAACCCCUCCAGUAGCGUGAUGCAGAUCAGUCAGGUGUCGACAAACGAUACCUUCUUUCAGCUCUUGGCACCUGGAGAAUUCCGGCAGGCAGGACACAAGCGAACGCCUGCCGGGUUUAGCUCCAUACUGCCGGAGAGGGCAGGUGCAGCCUGGACGAUCCAGCCCCAGGAGACGAGCAUUGUGGGCUAUGCCAAGAUCAACUUAUCUCCUGGUAAAUAUCGGGGAUUUGUUGAGAUGAAGCUUGACGAUGUCACCUCUCGUAUUUUGGUGCCCGUGUCCCUGGGAGUCAUCAAGGUCACAGGCAUUAAGAUAUCACCAGAAGUAGUCGACUUCCAGACGCUAGUGUCUGCGAUUCAAGCCAGAUCGAUCUGGCUAUCAGUGACGAAUUUGAAUCCACAGCCGAUUCAACUUUUGUCCUUGUUUGAUCCGACACAGAAUCCAAAUCUGCAAAUCUCUGGCUUUGACCACAAGAAAGGCAUCAGCGUGGCAUCUGGCGCGGUGGUGCGAUUCGCGAAAGUGACCUACCAUGGCUCCAGAGAGGGUGCAGUAAAUGGUAAACUGCAGCUGAUUGUGAAUGACACAGAUGCUGUUUCUGCUACCCUAGAUGUGCCAUACAAGGCGAAUGUGCUGUACGGCUCGCUCGGUUUCAUGAACGACAAAACCAAGUUCCUGUCCACGCCGGGCCGGGUCACCUCGACGAUGCGCGCCAUCAUGGUCUCCAACAAUUUUUCGGUGCCAAUCAUUAUCAAAUCCGCGAAGAUAGAGGAUCCAAGCUUCAAGAUUUCGCACUUCAAGCCGGACACAAUCCUGCAGCCAGGGGAAGCAGCAUCCUUGAUGCACCUGGAGUACACCUCAAACGGAAGUAGUGCCUUGUGUACGAGGGACUUGGAGCUUGCCACGAACGUGACGGCUAUGAAGAUCCCGCUGCAAGUGUACCAUGGCAACUUGCACUGCCAGGUUGAGCAUGGUGAGCUACAAGAGUGCGGGGAAGCGGCUAGCAGUCUCGAUUUGAACAUGGGCAUCCUUAGCGUCUCAGAAGCGCGACGUUCUCGCUUGAACAUCACGAAUCUCAAUCCGGUGAACGUGACCAUUGAGAGCUUCAGCUUCAGCCACCCCAGUGUGAGCCUGCACAUGGACGGGAUAUACAACCCUCAGGGCGUGCAGAUUCGAGGGUCCAGGCCCAUCCCCAAGCAGGCGCACAUGAAAAAGGUGCUGACGCUUCAAGCUGGUCAUAGAUUGGCUUUGACUUUGGAGGUCCUUGCUCAGGAGCCAACUGCAGGUGGGCCGCCUGUGAAUGCCAGCGUCCAGCUGGUCACAAAGCGAGGUGAGAAGAUAACAAUCAGAACCAGGUAUGAGAGCGUCCUGGGUGGUCUGAGUUUUUCUCCGGCGAGCCUGAGAUUUGAAGCAUCCUUUCCGGGACAGAUUCAGAGUCGAGUAGUAGCGGCUCGCUCCACCUUCGAGCAGCCCUUGCAGCUCGAUGCAGUCCGCUCAACGGAUAGCCGCAUUAUUCCGGAACUUCUGACGAAGACGCUAAAGCCGUUGGCGCGAACUGAAGUAGUGCGGGUCUACUAUGACCCCGCAAAGGCGACCGCCUCGCCUGCCCCUGGUCCUGGUGCUUUCGGUGAGGACUCGAGAGAGCCCUUCACUGCUUCGGAGUCAGGUGAAGUCGUUCAUUGGAAUUCUCCUUUGACGCUUGACUUCUUGGAGCGGUGGAUGGCUCGCCAGAAGUCCGUCACCUCCAACGGUCGGGGGACGUCAGACAUCGAAGCCACACUGAUGUUUGACACCAACAUUGUGUGGGGCGCCACCUUGCAGGUACAGGCAUCGCUGAUGCACCCUCACGCUUUGUUUGAGCCAUCGCUGGUCUUCGAUCUCACCCAAGUAGGAGCUUCCAAGGCUCGUUGGCUGCUUGCACAGAACCCAUCAGAGUCGCCGCUGGCGCUACAGCUGGUUUUCCCGGUCUGCACUGCCGCGAAAUCUCGUGGCCGUAUGCCAGAGAACCAGACGCCGUCCCUGCAGGACGGCACAAUGAAUCUGGCCGCAGACUGUGAAGGUGGACGAGCUUUCCGCCUGGGGGCAGAAGCAGAAGGGAAGAUUUGGCACGUGGAGCCUUAUGGCGAGGCGUCCAUUGGGCCCAUCCUUUUUGAGCCUUUCCAACAUGCACAGUAUCGAACCAAGCUGUACGUGCGAAACAACUUGACAGCUCUGCACCAAGUGGAGCUGAAAGGGCAUGGUGGCUCUAGCCGCCUGGUUUUUCCAGAAGGCGUACUAGAGUUCAACUUGACCCUCUCGGAUUUCGGCGGAGACGAGGCUGCAGGUCUGAACUUCACCACUCUUGCAGCUUCAAGGCUGAACGAAUCAGACUUGAGCGGUGAAAGCUCCGAUUGGCUUCUGUCCAAGACGUCCAAUGAGAGGCAUGAUGGCAGUGGUGAAGAUUACAAGCUGUCACGGCCCUACUGGCGCCAGCAGCGGGUAGCGGUGAAGCGCAGCAUCGUGGCCACAAACGACUGCGAGCUGCCAGUGGAGGUGACGCAGAUCAACAUUGGCGGCAUUCCCGGCUGCAGUGCGUUUGGUUUUGAGGUGGUUGAUUGCCAACUGCCAUUGACUGUUGCGCCCCACGAGAGCGUGGUCUUCCUAGUGUCCUUCACUCCGGAGGUUGUCGCUUCCAGAUGGGCUCAGAACCUGCGCUUUCUGAGCUCGUCUGGGCGAACCAUCCUGCAGGUUCCAUUGCGGGUAAACCUGCAGCCUGAGCUUCUGCCCAUGUUAAGCGACCUGCCCACGUCGCUUCAGAUACUAGGUGAUCAGACGGAGGCGUCUCUGCGAAAAGCCGUGGUUGGCACGGCAUUCACCGUGCUGCUAAUGAUGCUGGCGGUGGUUGCGGUUGACAGCUUCCGCGCUUGGAAGAAGCCUGUGUCAGGACAGCUUACGGGCAAACUGUUCAGCAAUGGUUCAGCACCAGAUGCUUAUGGAGCUACUGCCGCAAGAAUCGGCGCGGUAGUUUCCAUGCUCUCUUGGACCAGCAUAGACACCCUGGCCGGGGUGCAGGAAAAGGAGGUGGUACAGCGCCAAAGCACACACGCGCAAGAGGAGCCUGCUCAGCCGUCACAGCCGACUGCAUCCGCGCCACCUGCGCAACCUGCACCUGCACAGGUGCAACAGGCACAGGCGCAGAGCCAACCAAGUGGUGGUGCGCGGGAAGCCUCACAGCAAGAUCAGCUGAAGGAGCAGCAGCAACAGCUGCAGCAGCAGCUGCAGCAGCUGCAACAUUUGCAGCAACUGCAGCAGCAACAUCUGCAGCAGCACUUGCAGCAGACAAAAGUUCCAGAGGCAGCUCCCAAAGCAACGGCCACCGCCAAAGCGCAGCCCAAGACCCAGCCUCAGCCGCAGCUUCCGAAAGGUCAGCCGGCUGCCAAGCAGCCUGCGAAGCCGCCAAGAGAUGUUAAAGCCCAAAAAGAGCAAGAGGCCAAGGCACCUCCUAGCGCACCCAAAGGAGCAGCUCCUGCCAAGGCGCCGUCCCCGACUCAGGCCGCAGAGAGGCGCCCAUCUCAGUCAACCCCCAAGGAAGAUAAGAAAAAGAAGGAGCGCGAGAUGGAAUCGCCCCACGCCAAAGGGCAAGCCAGCCAAUCUGGCCAAGGCCAAGCCAGUCGGCAUGAGGAGAGAAAGCAGGAAGAGCCCAAAGAGCGGAAGCAAGAGGAGGCCAAGAAAGAGAAGCGCCCUGAGGAUGGCCCCAAGAAGAAGGAGCAACCAAAAGCCAAGCGACCGGAGCCUGAGAAAAGCCCAGCUGUUGCCAAGAUUCCCCCAUCCCAUCCACCUUCCGCACCAGCACCACCACCAGAGAAGAAGGUCCCCGCACAGACUCCAGCACAACCCCCUUUGCAGCCACCAACCCUUCCGCCUGCGCAGCCACCUACGCAGUUGCAAUCUCAGCCUGCUGUCCCAUUGAACUCCGUUUGGGUGGACAAGAGUCCACGCACCGAGUUCAUGGGGCAACCUGUGCAACCCGGGCAAGCCGUGCCGGCCGAAGAGAUAGCAAUGGCCCUCCCACCUCCGCCGUCCAUCCCACCACCGCCAGCACCCGGCAAGGCAAGCAAGCCAAAGGCAAUUAGUCCAUCCAUGCCGGGGAUGCUAGGGCUUCCAGACAUGCGGGGCCCUCCUGGCAUUGACCUGGGCUUGCUGCUGACAGGGCCAGCCCCUGGCCUGUCACCACAGCCUGGGCCCGGGCCGGUGCUGCCACCCCCGGGCAUUGCCAAGCCCUACCCGGAUCCCAGCCUGGCUCCUGCAGAGGCAGCCGCCGUGUCAGCUGUCCAAGGCUUGACCGACAGCUUCUUCGCCACGGGGCUUGACUUCGGGGGCUUGGGCGCCAUCGGCCUUCCUCCCGGCAUCGCCUCACAGCCCAUGCUUCCACAGCGCCCUACCUCCAGCGUUCCCAUGGACCAGGAGUACUACCCCAGCCUGGAGCCUUUGGAUCGCAUGGGCAUGUUCAGCGAGCCUCCAGCGACCUCGUCCCUCUUUUCAUCACCUUUCGGCAUGUUUGGCCCCAUUGGCUCGCACAGCUAUGGUGACGGAAAUCCAGAGGGGAACGACUUCCUUUCAGACUUGCGGUCAGACUCACGGCGGAAUGGCUAG
Effrenium voratum is the source of this 5133-nucleotide messenger RNA. The record is from the annotation of a GenBank genome assembly. Lineage: Eukaryota; Dinophyceae; Suessiales; Symbiodiniaceae.